Molecule: messenger RNA, 798 nt
Organism: Cylicostephanus goldi
Lineage: Eukaryota; Metazoa; Nematoda; Chromadorea; Rhabditida; Strongylidae
Source: the annotation of a GenBank genome assembly
AUGCAGUCAGCGGAACCAGUGGGCGGUGGUGCAUCGCCUCCGUUCUCUGGGGGUGAAGUUGCAUCUCUCUCUCAAAUUUCACCUCCAGCACCGUUUGCACUUCCUUCUCCACCUGUACCCGCAGCGGCUGUCCCUCCAGUAAAUGUUCCCCCUGUGUUUGCUUCUCCUGCUGUAUUCCAUUAUUUUUAUAAAAAAGGUUAUUGUUUUUCUACGGACACAUGGGUAACGACACCCGUUGGAAAGAAACGCAUGGACAGUUUGGAAGUUGGUGAUUUUGUUCUGACGGCAGACUUGACCACCGUUUAUUACGCUCCUAUCUCAUUUUGGAUACACCGCGCACCGAAUGUCACGACGAAAUUUGUCACGAUAAUGACUGAAUACGGGAAAAUGCUAGCAUUAAGUAGUCGCCAUUUCAUUUUCAGAAACAAAUGCGAAGAAUUGUACAAUGACCACGUCAAUCUCCUUCCUUCAAACAGCGAGGCUGUUUAUGCCGAGCAACUGGAAGUGGGCGACUGUGUGUACCUUCUUUACAAGGAUAACUUCCGACUGCAGAAACUCCAGGAUAUCUCUAUAACAGAAAGACAAGGCAUUUACUCGCCUUUGACAUCAAAUGGAAGAAUAAUCGUCAAUGAUAUGUUGGCGUCAUGUUAUAGUGAUGUGAAUGAAGCUACUUUACAAACUACUUACUUCUCAGUACGGACUGUUUCUGUUUGCGGACCAAUUACGCAGAAUAAGCGAUCAUUUUCAUUAUGGUCCACAAUGUUUAGGUGCUCAACGCUCUCCGGAGAAGUGUCAUAG